GUCCUUCAGACACACAUGAAUUCCAGGCAGAAACCAGACAGUUGCUGGACAUUGUUGCCAAGUCGCUCUACUCGGAGAAAGAGGUGUUUAUCCGAGAGCUUAUAUCAAAUGCAAGUGAUGCCCUAGAAAAGCUUCGCUACUAUGAACUCACUGGUUCAGAGGUAGAGGACAGAGAUCUGCCCUUGGAGAUACAUAUUGCAACAAAUGAUGACAAGAAGACAUUCACUAUUCAGGACACCGGCAUAGGCUUGACUAAAGAAGAACUGGUCGACAACUUGGGCACCAUUGCUAAAUCUGGAUCUAAAGCUUUCUUGGAGCAGCUGGCAGAGAAAAGUAGUAAAGGGGAUAUCAGUAGCAACUUGAUUGGCCAGUUUGGUGUUGGCUUUUAUUCGACGUUUAUGGUGGGUGAUAAAGUAGAUGUGUAUACCAAGUCGUACAAGCCAGGAUCUCCAGCAUACAAGUGGUCAUCUGAUGGGUCAGGGAAGUACGAGAUUUCUGAAGCCGAGGGAGUUCAGAGAGGCACCAAAAUUGUCAUACACCUCAAAGGUGAUGCUUACAACUUUGCUAAGGAGGAGGUCAUCAAAGAGGUUGUGAAGAAAUACAGCAACUUUGUUGGUGUUCCCAUCUACUUAAAUGGGAAGAAGGCAAAUAUUGUGCAGGCUUUGUGGACCAUGGACCCAAAAGAUGUGACACCAGAAAUGCAUGAAGAGUUCUAUAGAUUUAUCGGUAAUGUUUACGACAAGCCCCGCUACCACCUUCAUUACAAGACAGAUGCGCCGCUGAACAUCAGAGCACUGUUCUAUGUGCCAGAGUACAAACCAACAAUGUUUGACAUGAGCAGGGAGACAGACGUUGGUGUAGCUCUCUAUAGCAGGAAAGUACUAAUCAUGGCUAAAGCCAACCACGUCUUACCCAAAUGGUUGCGAUUCAUCAAAGGAGUUGUGGACAGCGAAGACAUUCCAUUAAACUUAAGCAGAGAACUGCUGCAGGACAGUCAGCUCAUCAGGAAGCUUCGUCAAGUUUUGACUGCCAGGAUUCUCAAAUUCUUCACAGAACAAGCCAAGAAGGACAGCGAGACAUAUAAGAAAUUCUACGAGGACUAUGGAUUAUUUUUUCGAGAAGGCAUUGUCACCACCACUGAACAGGAUCUCAGGGAAGACAUUGCCAAAUUGCUGAGAUUUGAGUCUUCUAAACUGAACCCAGGGGAGCUAACCAGUCUGGAGGAAUAUGCUCAGAGAAUGAGAGCAGGGGAGAGAAACAUUUAUUUUCUCUCUUCCCCAAGCCGUCAGUUGGCUGAGACGUCUCCCUACUUUGAAGCCCUCAAAGAGAAAGACAUUGAAGUGCUGUUCCUGUACGAACCCUAUGAUGAGCUGGUGUUGAUGAACCUCGGGCAGUUCGAUCGCAAGAACCUGAAAUCUGUGGAGAGUGAGCUCUAUGACAAUAAGGAAGACACAGAUGCGGUUGAUGAGAAAGAUGAGAAGAGUCUCAAACAGAACGAAGCUGAUGAUCUGAAAGUCUGGCUGAAGUCUGUUUUGUUGAAUAAAGUCAACAACAUUAAG
Messenger RNA from Candidula unifasciata, 1559 nucleotides. The record is from the annotation of a GenBank genome assembly. NCBI's taxonomy places the organism in Eukaryota, Metazoa, Mollusca, Gastropoda, Stylommatophora, Geomitridae.